AUGAAACCUCCAGAUUUGAUCCUAAGCGAUACUGACCGCAUAGUAUUCCUGAUGGUGAUGGUCACAGGCACGUUGAUGGUGACGGGGGCAGCGGUGGCCGCGCUGUCGUCCGUCAUCAGCGUGCACAUGCGCCCAGAGGAGAGCUUCCGGACGCGGUACAGGAUCAUCAUGAGGGAUCUGACGAGCUCAGGCAUCCCCGAAAGCCUCUGCAACAAGGUGGAGACAUUCUACAAGAUGUACUGGCACAAACAGCGAGCGGUAUCCGCCUCUCAACUACUGCCUAGCUUCCCCCCUGUCCUGCCCAGCAGCGUAUACACCGAUGUCUACUUCGAGGCCACUCAGAAGAGCGGCCUCCUUCGCGACCUAUCCUACGAGUUUCUCUCUGAACUGGCCAGACACAUGGAGACAAUCUUCUACAUUCCUGGGGACUGCAUCAUCAAGCGGAACUCCCUGAAGGACUCCAUCAUCUACAUCACCUAUGGAGAUAUUGAGAUGCUGACAGCCGAAGACGACGUGUCUCCCAUGCUGCGUUUCACACGCGGCACGAUCCUCACGCCGUGGGGGGGCUGCGCGGCGGGCGGGGGGCGCGCACACGUUCAGGUGCUGAGUGAAGACGAAGAGUCGACGUUCGUUUCACGCACAGCACAGUCCUGA
This is a messenger RNA of Cydia pomonella (codling moth), 654 nucleotides long. RefSeq lists its product as uncharacterized. Bases 1 to 654 code for a protein of 217 amino acids. The transcript has 6 exons. The record is from RefSeq and is a predicted model, not a curated record. Lineage: Eukaryota; Metazoa; Arthropoda; Insecta; Lepidoptera; Tortricidae. Gene Ontology annotation, molecular function: protein-containing complex binding.